AAUGACUCCAUCCUGUAAAAUUAAUUUCUUGAGAAAUGAAAUGGCUUGAGAUGGAUGUCUCCGUCUCUCUCUUCUUGAACAGCCGAAAAAAUGGGAUCUUUCCUGCUCUAAUAGCAAAAUGAGUUAUUAUAUGUAGAUCAAUUCUGCUUGUUAUGUUUUAUGUGUAUGAGCCUCAUUAAACAAAACAGCCUUGCAAUCACGUUACAAUCUCUCAAGAGGCUCUUCGAUAAUAGAACACAUGACGUGCCCUCUUCUCUCUUCUUACUAUUUGUUUCCUUGUUCAUUUGUGGCUCAGUCCUCAUUUCAGCCGCAAGGCAUCUUUUCCCAAUUCUUCUUCUUCUUUUUCUUCUUCUUCUUCCUCUUCGUUCCUCCAUCCUUUUCUUCUUCGGAUUAAAUCUUGCGCAAUACCACGGGGAAUUUCCCACUCUAUUUCUCCUUGAUUUGGCUCGUGCUUACCCCUCCUUCUGUGUCGUAUCUGUACAGGUAGCCAAGACUCUUUUACCAUUAUCCUCAACCAACCUUUGCGUCAACCUGCCCUACAAGGCGCCGUUACGCUUAAAACCUUCCCCCCUCUCCCCCCCUCCCCUUUUUUUUUUUCCCUUAAUUUCUGCUCCUCAUUGCCAUUAGCUCAUCCCAAACUUUGAAUCCACGGUUAUUUUUGUUCCUCCCGUCGAUAUUCUUCUCAACCCCAUUCAUCUUUACUUUUCCCCCUCGCCCGUUAACGCCCGCAGAAUGAUUCCUGCGGUGGCCUAAUCUAAAUUGGCUGCUGUUUACGGAUUCUAUUUCUGUUACUUCUAUAUUCUCAAUAUAUCUUAUUGGCUUACCUGUUUUAUGAUUGCAU
Molecule: messenger RNA, 841 nt
Organism: Aspergillus pseudotamarii
Lineage: Eukaryota; Fungi; Ascomycota; Eurotiomycetes; Eurotiales; Aspergillaceae
Exons: 2
Coding region: 160-627 (155 amino acids)
Source: RefSeq, a predicted model, not a curated record